Molecule: messenger RNA, 1026 nt
Organism: Prunus persica (peach)
Lineage: Eukaryota; Viridiplantae; Streptophyta; Magnoliopsida; Rosales; Rosaceae
Product: ethylene-responsive transcription factor 2
Exons: 1
Coding region: 80-793 (237 amino acids)
Biological process (GO): regulation of DNA-templated transcription; ethylene-activated signaling pathway
Molecular function (GO): DNA binding; DNA-binding transcription factor activity
Source: RefSeq, a predicted model, not a curated record
UCCAGAUUUAGAAAUCAAACUCAUCUCACCAUCAUCAAACUCUUGAGGGAAAAAAAGAGGCAGAUCUACAACUCAGAAAAUGUCAACGGAAAGCAUUACGAGUUCCAACUGGGCUCUCUUGGAGUCAAUCCGUCAGCAUCUGCUAGACGACGAUUUUGAAAACCAGGCAACGUUUUUGGUCAGUGCCGCUGAAGAUGAUGCACCGUUGUAUGAUUGUGCUCCAAGUACUUCAAGCUCUAGCCAUGCUCACUUUGGUGUAGAGGGCUGGGGUGACACAAUUGCAAUCUUGGACCAUGAUUUGGAUGUCAAGGUGGAGGCGCGUGUAAACCACGCGCCGCCAAGUGGCCGACAUUUUCGGGGAGUGAGGAGGCGACCGUGGGGGAAGUACGCGGCGGAGAUUAGGGACCCAAAGAAGAACGGGGCGAGAGUGUGGCUCGGGACCUAUGAGACUGCUGAGGAUGCCGGCUUGGCUUAUGACCGAGCUGCUUUUAAAAUGCGUGGCUCCAAGGCUAAGCUUAAUUUUCCUCACCUUAUUGGCUCACAUGAUUCGGAGCCCGGUCGUGUGGCUCCCAAGCGUGGCUCGCCGGAGCCAUCCUUUUCGUCAGCCACAUCGUCUGAUGAUGGCGGAUGCCCGACGCUUAAGAGGAGAAAGAGUGGAGUUGACUCGGCGGCUAAAGCCAAGUUGGAAGAAGCAGCUGAACAGUUUCACGUGUUUCAAGUGGAGUCAUUAACACUCGGCGGCCAGCUGUUUGUCGACGAGUUGUACACAUAUGACGAACUUUUGGCCAUCUGAGUACUUGGAUUAUUCAUUUUGGUUUUUUUGUAGUUCUUUUUUUCAGGUCAGAUUUUUUUUUUUUUUUAGUUGGACAUAAUAAAAGUAAUUUUCGGAAACAAAAUUGACAAUCUUGCAGUGUAUUAGGGUUGGAGAAUUAGCAGAGCAUCUUUACAAAAGGGAAAGAUCGUCAAACUAGCCCAAUAUAUAUAUCUUUUAUCAAUGUGCAUAUGUCCUUCAACUUUGUCCUUUCA